Molecule: messenger RNA, 3386 nt
Organism: Tachysurus vachellii
Lineage: Eukaryota; Metazoa; Chordata; Actinopteri; Siluriformes; Bagridae
Gene: arfgap3
Product: ADP-ribosylation factor GTPase activating protein 3
Exons: 15
Coding region: 200-1819 (539 amino acids)
Biological process (GO): COPI coating of Golgi vesicle
Molecular function (GO): GTPase activator activity
Source: RefSeq, a predicted model, not a curated record
UGCCCUUGCUAAAGUAAUUGGCCUUGUGUGGUUCGGUGUAGAGCACAAAAUGAAACACAUCCCCCUGUGUUCACUACAGUAGUGAGCAGUUUAGGAUGCAGCCUUUUUGACGUCGAAUACGGAAGCGAAGUGUUUCAGUGUUGCAGUGUUUUCCUUCUUCUUUCCUGUCAGCUGAAACCUUCGUCAACAGGUGACAAACAUGACUGAACCCACGAAACAGGACAUUUCUGCCAUUUUUAAGCGUCUACGCGCAAUUGCUACGAAUAAGGCAUGUUUUGACUGCUUUGCGAAGAACCCCAGCUGGGCUAGCAUCACCUAUGGUGUGUUCCUGUGUAUUGACUGCUCAGGGACACACCGUUCUCUAGGGGUGCAUCUGUCCUUUAUCAGGUCCACUGAACUGGAUUCCAACUGGUCCUGGUUUCAGCUGCGAUGCAUGCAAGUUGGAGGGAAUGCCAGCGCUUCUGCCUUUUUUAACCAGCAUGGUUGCACUGCCACUGAAACCAAUGUCAAAUAUAACAGCCGUGCAGCCCAGCGUUAUAGAGAGAAGAUUAAGACAUUGGCUACUCAGGCCACAAGACAGCAUGGCACUGAGCUCUGGCUGGACAGUCAGGCUCCUCUCUCCCCUACAUCUCCUGUGGACAAGCAGGAAGACUUCUUCAGCCAGCACACACAGAAUGAUGGAAGCUCCUUUCAGCAAAAUCUUUAUCAACCACAGGAAACAACCUUGGAAGACAAAAAUAAUAAUGACAAUCAAGAAGGCCCUUCUGUUGAGCUUCUCAGUGUUUCUCCAAAAGCUGUUCCAGGUAAACUAACAUAUUACAAAAUGGCUUUAAUUGAUGAAGAUGCAGACAUUUAUGGUUUUAUUCCUUUUUCAGAGACUUCUCUUCUAAAAAAGAAGCCCACAGCAGCCAAAAAAUCUCUGGGUGCUAAAAAAGGAGGUCUGGGGGCUCAAAAAGUGAGCAGCCAGAGUUUCUCAGCACAGGAGAAGAGAGCUCAGGCUGUGGACAAACUGCGUGAAGAGUCAACCGCUGAGAAGACUGCCAAGCCUGAAGAGCCAGUUGUGACAUCUCUGAGUCUGGCCUAUCAGGAUCUGGAGCUCCAGAGAAAGAAGGAUGAGAAGAAGCUGUGUGGGCUUGACGACAAGAAGAAGGAGCAGGCAGAGAGGCUUGGAAUGGGGUUCUCCAACAGGAGUGGAGUAUCUCACUCUGUUCUUGCGGACAUGCAGACAAUUCAGCAGGAGACUCCCACUAUUUCCCAGUCCUCCUCCCGUUCCAGGAAGUACAGUGAGGAGGAGGAGGAGGAAGAGGGCUACUUCUUCAUUAGGACCUCCCCCAAAUAUAAUAAUGUUGAGCCCCAGUCAACUGAUCAGUUCUUCUCCCAGUGGGAGGACAUCAAAAAGAAAGAAAGAAAGAAACCAGAGCCUGAUAUUUAUUUGAGCUCCAAGACUUCAUCAUUCGAAGACAGGACUACAGCAAGGAGAAAAGCAGAGACAGGGCAAAUACCUGUCUCUGAUGAUGCCCAGAAGAAAUUUGGUGGUGCAAAAGCCAUCUCCUCUGACAUGUAUUUUGGUAAACAAGACGACGCUGAGUAUGAAGCAAGAACUCGACUAGAGCGUUUCUCCAACAACUCAGCCAUUAGUUCAGCAGAUCUGUUUGAUGAGCAGAAGAAACAAACUAGUACUUCAUACAGCCUGAGCAACGUGCUGCCCAGUGCUCCGGAUAUGGCCCAGCUGAAGAUGGGUGUCCGCUCUGUGGCUGGCAAGCUGUCCGUCAUGGCCAGUGGAGUGGUUUCAACUAUACAGGAUCGCUACAACACAUGAGCAUAUACACACUACAAUCAGAUAUAAUGCAUAUUAUUGUAUGUAGCUUUAUUGAGUAGAUAUGUAGGUGGUCAACUAUCCAUAGAGUUAAACCCCUAGCUCUAUUGGGAAGCAAAGUGAGGGGCAACUCGAAGAGCUUCAGGGUUUUUUUUUUUAACAAAAUUGGCAUCGCUUUUUGGGCACUUUUUGUUAAAUGAUAAGACAAUUUUUUUUUGCUUUUUGUAAAUAUUUUUGUAUUGUUUACAAAUUGCUUUUGACACUGUUACACAACGAUUAUACCAGAUUUGUCAUUUUUAAAAAGAAAGCUGAUCAGAAUGGAGCUUUGGGAUUAAACAGCUUUAUUUUUGUAGGUGUUCCUAUAUCUGUGCAUAACAGCGAUAAACACAGUGCUAAAUAUGAUUGGAUAUACGUGUUCCAAUAUAUAAUGUCUAUUUAUGGCUCAGAGACCAAGGAAUCCAACUGUGGUCCUGUCAAGUCACAAGUUCGGUGAUUUGCUUGGUGAAAGCCCAAAUCCACUAAGAUCAGAUAUGCAGGACCAGAGUUGGGUACUCUGUUUAUGGAUUUAUUUUGAUUUAAGAUAACACAAAUUGACAUAACGAAGCCUAUUUACACCUGCUUUUUUCCUUGCAUUUUGUAAAUGGGUUGUAACAUAUUCACGUGAUUCACACAUUGCCCGAUUUUCAAUUAUCCCGUUUGCGAUGUCAUGCAAUGUUAUAUCAGUUCACUUACACUUGUCCACCAGCUUCAUGUGUCAUUUCCUAUUUUAGUUCUUUCAGCCAAAAGAUAUCUGCUGUUUGCAAAUCAUAAUUUUGUGAGCUUUUUUUCAGCCCCACAAUUGGCAGCUAUUGAUCACUUCUGUUUUGUAUUAGAAAUGUAUUGCAGUGGAUUAGAAAGGGUUUUGUUUGUCAAAUUUAAUUUGUGGAGGCAGAUACAUUUACAAUUGCACAAUAUCUAACUUAAAUACAUCUCAGAAUUUUUUUUGAACAAAUCUUAUUUAGACACAUUUAUGGUACAUUUAAUGUAAAAAACUUUUACAUUUGCAUGUAAAAAAUACCAAUCAGGAAUAUAAGUUUGAUACUUCAGCUGAGUGAAAUAACCAAGUGUAAAUGCGCUCUUUUAUUGACUGUCAUCUGCCAUUGUUUUAAAAGUGGUGAUUGUUUCCGCUUUUGUUUGCCUUACUAUCUUUUGUUUAUACUGAUAUAUUCAGUUAUUAGUUGCAUGGGCAUUUUUAUUUGCUUGAUUUAUAAGCUAGUUUAUGUACUACAAAUUAUCAAGAAAUGUAAAAGGCUAAAUUGUGAACACUUUAUGCUGGGGAAAUCCUAAAUACAGUGAAUGCUGCAUACACACAAUUUCUUCUAAGAAGAAAGACUAGCAGAUGUGUGGAAGUUAUCAUUUAGAAGCAGUGUGUAGCUUUAUGCUUUAGCCAAAGUAAGCUGGUAAACAGCAUUUGCACUACAUGGGGUGAACAUUUGCUUAUAGAGUGCAAAAACUAUUCAUGCCAUUGCAAUUAUAAUAAUGGAUUAUUUGAACUGUGCUUUGAUCAAUAAAAGUUAAACUUUUGUGCAAA